AUGAUGAGUUAGACUUAGCUGACAUACCAGCUCAGCAGCAUGCAGCUAGCCUAUACUGGAUGCUUUUCUUUAUGAUCAUGGUGCCCAACACAAUAACAUGGGUUAGAGGACUAUUCAAUGGCUUGCUCAGCAGAUCUAUUUUGAGACCAUGGCCAAAGCAGUACAGCUGGAGAUGCAUAGUGUUGGCAUUCAUCGAAGGAGCUGUAGAGUCAAGUCUAAUUUUUUAUGCAUUUGUCUCACUCAAUCCUAUCCUGUCGGUAGUCUUAAUGUGUGGAAUCUAUGGAUUUUCCAUGACUCAAAUCACUCAAAUAAUUGAAUUAUGUAUGAGCAAGUGCAAUAAUCAGGGUAGAUCUAAUAAUAGAAGAUGCACAUUCAAGGGCUGCAGCUGGAUAAUAUGGGCAAUUUCUUAUGUGAUGACAAGCAUCUUUAAAUUUGUUUUCAUAAUAGUACCAUUAUACUGUACUCAAAAUAAAGUGCAGAUAGAAAUCAUAAUAGUUACAAUCCUUUUAAUUGCCUUAUCAUGGAUUUGGUCUCGAAAAUUACAAAAUGUGACAUUUACAGCAAGUCAGUCCUCCAAAGAGAGAGCAAAACAGAAAUUAGAUCUGAAAACCAACGAAGUUAAAGGAAGGUGGAAAGCAAGCUUUCUGGCAGCAACUGUUCGUUUGUUGCCUUGUAUCAUAAUAGGCAACAUUGUUUUUAGGUACAAUUACAUGUUUACUUUGCAAGAGGACAAAAUGGCUAAUUACAAUUUAUUUAGUCAUCAGCUUUAUUGGAGCAAUACUUACAUUGCUAUAUUUGCCACACAUGUCAUUACAAGCUUGCUGGCUUAUGUCCUGUCGUUCUUAUCCUGUUACAUGACACUGCAUGUGUUUGGGCUAGCCUUACCAGUUCUGUUUGCUACUCCAUUAUCCAUUGCAGCUUACAUUGCUCUGAUAAAUUACGAUAUAUUUCACCUCUUUUAUUAUCAAGAUUUAGUCUUUUCGGAGUUAAAAGAAACACCAAAAUUUGGUUACAUGAUUUUAACCAGUGGCUUGCUACUAUGGUUCAGUCAGCUAAUAUCUAAUAUUAAACUUUUCACACUUAAAAAUGCUAUUCUUGCAUCAGAAGAAAAUAUAUUUGUUCGCCCGUAUUAUAACAGCAUCUUGCUCGAACAGUCACUAGCUAUGAAUCGAGAUGUCUCAUGCAAAUCAAAUGUACAAUUUAAUGGAAAUCGACAAAUGUGUACAAUGUAUGUCUGUUCCACAAUGUAUCGAGAGAAUGAAACAGAAAUGAAGCAAAUGUUAAUUUCCAUUAAACGAUUAUCAGAUUUGUACAAAAAAGAGGAAGAGAAACAAAACAGUUUCAUUAAAGCUGAUCAAUAUGAGUCUCACAUUUUUUUUGAUGGAGGUUGUCGAGAAAAUCAACUGUAUCCAUUUGCCAUUCAGUUUUUGAGUCUCAUUCCAGACACUUUAGAUGUUAAACUUAAAGAUGCUGAAAAAUGGAAAACUCCAUAUGGAUAUCGCUUUCAAUGGAAAAUAGGCACAAGUAAAAUGCCAUUUGUUGUUCAUUUCAAAGAUAACCUGAAGGUUCGAAAUAAGAAAAGGUGGAGUCAGGUUAUGUACAUGAAGUACAUUCUUGAGCAUAAAGAGAAGGGAAAGGAACUUGACAAUGUCUUUAUUCUUACUACAGAUGGUGACGUUGACUUCAAAGCAGAGUCUGCUGUUGCUCUUUUAGAUAUGUUAGCUCGUGAUCCUCAGGUUGGUGCUGUUUGUUCACGAACUCACCCUCUUGGUUAUGGCCCCAUUUACUGGUAUCAAAUAUUUGAUUAUGCAAUUGGUCACUGGCUUCAAAAAAGCACUGAGCAUAUCCUUGGAUCAGUGCUAUGUUGUCCUGGUUGUUUUAGCAUGUUUCGUUGCUCUGCUCUUCAGCAAUGUCUUGAGACAUUUUCUAGUGAGGUUGAGGAUGCCAUGGAGUUUCUCACAAAGGAUAUGGGUGAGGAUAGGUGGCUGUGCACACUUUUAAUUGAAAAGGGCUGGAGAUUAGAAUAUUGUGCUAUAUCUAAUAAUAAGACAUACUGUCCUAUGACCCCCGACGACCUCUAUAAGCAGCGCCGUAGAUGGAUUGGGUCAACUAUUGCUAAUAUUGGGCUAAUGAUCAAGAAAGCUAAAAAGAUUACUAAAAAUAAUGAAUCUAUUAAUUGGACAUUCAUCAUAUAUCAGUUAAUAGCUUUUUUUUCUACCACCCCGUCACCUGCUACAGUUAUUCUGGUUAUAGCUUCUGGUUUAACAGCAUCAUUUGGGAUUAAUAGUACUGCUGUGAUUGUUGUAACAGGGCUAGUUGCAGUGUGUUAUGGUAUUGUGUGUGUUAUCACAAGUGUAAAGACUCAAAUCAAUGUUGCUAAGGGUCUAACAGCUGCCUUUGCUAUGGUAAUGGCUAUUGUCAUAGUUGGAAUGAUAAUGGACAAAACCAAGGAACUAUUGUCUGCAUUUCAGAUGACUAAAAGUGAAAGCGCAGACUACAAUAUUUAUAGCAACAGUGGAAAAUUACUUGUUACUGAAAGUACUGUGUAUUUAGCCUUGUUUGUUAUCAUCUUCUUAACAACAGCAAUUUUACAUUUCUCUGAGGGUUUUGCAUUGAUACAUUCUUUGUGGUAUCUUCUUGGCUUACCAGCUGGUUACCUGUUCUUACUCAUUUUUUCUACAGCUAACCUCAAUGAUAGAUCAUGGGGAACAAGAGAAGCCAAGAUUAGUCUUGAAAAACCCUUUCAACUAAAAGAUAUAAAAAAUUGGUUAAAAAUAAUUUCUAAUAAAUUAAAAAUGCUUUUCAAAAGUAGAGCUCAUUACGAUUCAGAAAAAAGCACCAGUUUUGACCAAAAUUGUCAUAGUCAUGAUCCUCAUCAAAGCAAGCUUGAGGAACAAAGAGGACUUGGGGAACAAAGAGGACUUGAGGAACAAAGAGGACUUGAGGAACAAAGAGGACUUGAAGAACCAAGAGAAACAGAGAAGUGCACAUGUACAGAAUACAGUGCAGGAGAACAAGAUAAUGGAUACAAAUGGCUAAGUGAAUGGCUUAAAGUUAAUAACAGCUUGGUUUUUUUAAAAGAAUUUAUAAAGGAAGGUUAUACUCAUCAAAGUCUUGUCGUGAGGAUGACAAAAGAGGAUUUUAAAGACAUUGGGGUUAAACCCAUUGGAUUUGUUCAACGUCUAUACAAAGCUGCUCAAAAACUUCCUUGUACACCUAUUCGUUCUGGAUUGCCAAAAAAUGUUAAAGAAUGGAUCCUUGAAUAUUUGGUUAUAACAGAUUUGGAAGUUUGCUAUGUGUGUAAAUUUGAAAAAGCUGGAUAUUCUUCACAAGAAGAUGUUGAAAACCUUGCAUUUAUAACAAAAGAUGAAUUAAUGAAUACUAUAGGAGUUAGAAAGACAGCUCAUGUGAAGAGGUUCAUGGAAGGGAUUAAACUAUUAAAAGUUAUGAAUGAAGAUGAAAUCAGGCUUGCAGAGGCAACAAAUACUCUGAAGGAAAUUGAGCAAAGCACGGGACUUGAAGAGGAUGAUAAAAAAUUCUGGGAGGAAUUAGCAAAGAGUACACUAAGACCAAUACCAGAGCACUUGACUAAAAUUACAGAGCUACGUAAUAAUCUGAAGCAGCUACGUAACUACACUCUGAUUGCUCUGCUAAUAGUCAACCUUAUGUGGCUCGUCCUUCUCUCUAUUUUCACAUUUAAUGAGUUAAAAGAAGUUGGUCUAACUGCCAGUAUUCUUAGCCUGCUUUUUCUGGUUUUAUAUGGAAUCUUAAUAAUGGUCCAAUUCUUUGCAAUGAUAUUUCAUCGAGUAGUCACACUCUCCCACUACAUUGCUCGACUGAAUCAAGACAUGCCAGUUGAAAAUGAUGAAAACUCAACAGUAUAACAAUGAUAGUAGUUAGUUAGUUAGUUAGUUCAUUAGUUAGUUAGUUCAUUAGUUAGUUAGUUCAUUAGUUAGUGUGUCUCAUGUAUUAGUAUAUUGUUUUUUUGCUUCUUCACUUGAGUAUUAUUAUUUGCUGUCAAAUCAGUUAAGACCA
This is a messenger RNA of Amphimedon queenslandica, 4035 nucleotides long. RefSeq lists its product as uncharacterized. Gene Ontology annotation, cellular component: cell septum; cell periphery. Gene Ontology annotation, molecular function: protein binding; chitin synthase activity. The transcript has 9 exons. NCBI's taxonomy places the organism in Eukaryota, Metazoa, Porifera, Demospongiae, Haplosclerida, Niphatidae. The record is from RefSeq and is a predicted model, not a curated record. Bases 60 to 3884 code for a protein of 1274 amino acids. Gene Ontology annotation, biological process: chitin biosynthetic process.